AUGAAAUUUCUCGCUAUUUUUCUGGUUAUUCUCUCCGUUUUCAACAUGAUGAUGGUGGAAGCCGACGAGAGCACCCAGAAACCACUGAACAGAAGACGUCAUCCAGAUUUCCGUGCUGAUGAAGGGGCGUGGCCGCGAAAUGAUGGGAUUAUUAUUAUUGGAUCCCCAUCAAAAACGAUGAAAGACGCCAAGGUUGAGCGUAAGCCGCUUUAUAUACCUAGAGGAGGACGUAAUGUUGAUAGAAUGUUAAUGGGAAAGAGCCCAGCAACUUUUAAAAAAGAGCAAGAGGAAUAUUUGAGACAACAGCAACAGAAUGUAAUAAUUACAAUUGGAGGAAAGCAGCAACCUACUGCUAACGUGAAAUUAGCUGGAUAUUGA
This is a messenger RNA of Caenorhabditis remanei, 378 nucleotides long. RefSeq lists its product as uncharacterized. NCBI's taxonomy places the organism in Eukaryota, Metazoa, Nematoda, Chromadorea, Rhabditida, Rhabditidae. The transcript has 3 exons. The coding region runs from base 1 to 378 and encodes 125 amino acids. The record is from RefSeq and is a predicted model, not a curated record.